GUCGUCAGACUCCAUACUAGCAGAUAAACGGGCUGCACCCAGCCUCCACUUCCAGCCUUCACUUGGUACGAGCUACUAGCUAAACAAGUAUGGCCGCAAAGUGGGCAACAGGUCCGGCAACGACCCAAUCAGACGAUGCUCUGUUGUUGCUCUAUCCUGAGGCUGAACACAUCUCAAAUGUGCUGGAAAGCUGCAUCAGUCAAGCUGAGAUUGCAGCAAUUCUGUCUGCUGUUCUCAAGUCAAACAGCGUGUCUGGCAUUGAGGACCAGGAGUUGCGUAAGGCACUUCAGGAGCACCAGAUAUUAGAAGAAAGACUGGAGGGACAAGCCAUGGAAGCAAGCGAUCAAGCAAGGGAGCAGCUUGAGUGGAACUUCAAGAAGUCUUUCAGAGGUGCGCUCAGGCUUUGUCAAGCCAAUCCAGGUGCCAUUUCUGGCUUGAGGGCAGAGCUAGGUAUCGAAAUAGAGGAGAGUGAAAAUAUACUAAUUAGAGAGCUUAAGAUGUUUCACAGCAAUAUGGUAAAAAGGCUGCUGACCAAUCUGGAUAAGGAGCCUCAAAGUCCGGAGGAAAUAAUUUUACUGGAGAAAAGACUUGCUGAAAAAAUAAAGGAAAUAGACAAACAGGUUGCUUUCAAAGAAAAUGAGAUUGAAAACAUGCAGAAUGAUCUACAAAUGUGCAAGGCAGUAGAAGAAGAAGAAAUGUCACUUCUUACAGACAAACAGUGCCAGCCACAGGUCAAGACAACGAGCCUGAAGCAGACCAGACUACAACAGGAGAUCGAUCAACUAAACGAUCAGCUCUACAAUUUAAUGCUUAAAAGGAGACAAGCAGAGAGAAUACUCCAAGAGAAAAAUGAAGAGGUGGAGAUGAAAAUUGAAACCUUGAUCCAGAGUUUUGAUGCAAAAAUGGAGGAAACACAGGCCAACCUGGACGUGAAUGAAACUGGUUACAGAAAGGAGGAGGAGGAGCUGAGGAAGCUGGAGAAAGAAUUUUCUGUCCUAGAAGUAGAGUGCAACCAGAUCCUGGAGAGGCGGCGGCAAGCGGAGGAGAAGAGAAGGGAGGAGAUGAAGGAGCUGGAGCUGAAGACCAAAGCUGCUAUUUUCGCCCAAGCCUGGUGGAGAGGCUACAGUACUCGCAAGGCCUUAAAGAACAAGGGCAAAGGCAAGAAGGCCAAAAAGAGCAAAGGCAAGAAGAGCAAAUAAAAUAGAGCAGGAGUGUUCUGGGAUGUUUUGUUACAAAAAAAAAAAGAAAGAAAGAAAAAAAAGAAAAAUUUAAAAGCCUGAUAAGCAAAUAACAUUACAUCCCAGAUUCAUUGUGGUUCCCAUUUAUAUGUUGUUUAUCAAUAAAAAUCUUUGUAUUUUAAACUAGUAUUUACAAUUUCUGUUAACUACAGUGCAAUACUUUGCUAUGUUUUGUGAACAUUUUAAAUGCUGUGUUGACGUACAGGCAUUAUUAAACAAGUCACAAAUGAAGAAA
This is a messenger RNA of Stegastes partitus (bicolor damselfish), 1473 nucleotides long. RefSeq names its product dynein regulatory complex subunit 10 (gene drc10). Lineage: Eukaryota; Metazoa; Chordata; Actinopteri; Pomacentridae. The record is from RefSeq and is a predicted model, not a curated record. Bases 90 to 1199 code for a protein of 369 amino acids. The transcript has 5 exons. Gene Ontology annotation, molecular function: protein binding.